This is a messenger RNA of Chlorella variabilis, 1707 nucleotides long. RefSeq lists its product as hypothetical. Gene Ontology annotation, molecular function: amidophosphoribosyltransferase activity. Lineage: Eukaryota; Viridiplantae; Chlorophyta; Trebouxiophyceae; Chlorellales; Chlorellaceae. The record is from RefSeq and is a predicted model, not a curated record. The transcript is spliced from 13 exons. Gene Ontology annotation, cellular component: cytoplasm. The coding region runs from base 1 to 1707 and encodes 568 amino acids. Gene Ontology annotation, biological process: purine nucleotide biosynthetic process.
AUGAGCUUCAGCAUGCUGCACAGCCGUGGCGGCGCGGCGGUGCCAGCCCUGGGGGAGCCCUGCGCCCGGCACAGGGCCGCCCCGGCGCCCCGCCCCAGCGUGCAGAAGCAGCUGCAGGGCCAGGCGCGGUGCAGGCUCGCCGGCAGCAGCACGCUGUACGUGGCGGGCCGCAACGGGCUGCAGUCGGCGGUGCAGCAGUCGGCGCGCGGCGGCAGCCGCCACGUGCAGGCCAGGGCGCCGCCGCGCAUGUGCGGCAUCAUCGGCGUGUUCAAGCACGAGGGGGAGGCGAAUGUGGAGAUUUAUGAGGGCCUGCUCAUGCUGCAGCACCGCGGCCAGGACUCGGCCGGCAUGGUUUCCACCGACUGGCGCAAGUUUUAUGAGUACAAGGCCAACGGUCUGGUGAAGGAUGUGUUCAGCCAGCAGAGCCGCCUGGACACGCUCAAGGGCUCUGUGGGCAUCGGCCACGUGCGGUAUCCCACCGCGGGCUCCGCCUCGGCCCAGGAGGCCCAGCCCUUCUUCGUCAACUCCCCGCUGGGCAUCUACAUGAUCCACAACGGCAACCUGACCAACUGCGACCAGCUGCGGCAGCUCCUCAACUCCUCCACCUCCUUCUUCAACCGCCACCUCCGCACCGACUCCGACUCCGAGGUGCUGCUCAACGUGCUUGCCGACGAGAUCCACCGCGCCCACCAGCGCUGCCUGCUGGAGGAUGAGUGCGACCCCAACAGGAAGAAGAUGGAUAUGGUGUUUGAGGCGGGGGAAGCCACCAUGAAGCUGCUCAAGGGCGCCUACUCCUGCAUCUCGCUCAUCAAGGGCGUGGGCCUGGUGGCCUUCCGGGACCCCAACGGCAUCAGGCCGCUGGUGCUGGGCAAGCGGCAGGGGCGGCGCGGCGAGGAGUGGUGCGUGGCGAGCGAGGACUGCGCCUUUGGACCCAUCGGCUUUGAGCGCGUGCGCGACGUGCGGCCCGGAGAGAUGAUCAUCAUCGACGAGGACGGCCGGCUGAUCAGCCGCCAGGUGGCAGAGUGCGAGUCGCUGACCCCCUGCAUCUUUGAGUACAUCUAUCUCGCCCGCCCGGACUCCAUCCUCAACUCCAUCCCCGUCUACAACUUCCAGCUGGGCCUGGGCACACGCCUGGCGCGCCGCAUCAAGGAGCGUGGCUGGGAGGUGGAUCUGGUGUGCCCCGUGCCAGACGGCUCUCGGCCUGCUGCCAUCCAGAUCAGCGCGGAGCUGGGCCUGCCGUACCGCGAGGGCUUGGUGAAGAACCGCUACGUGGGCCGCACCUUCAUCAUGCCUGACCAGCGCCUGCGCGAGGUGCGCCCGCUGUUGGGCAUGCUGGGCACGCUGGGCACGCUGCUGUGGCGCGAGUUUGUGGCGCACGGCCUGAGCGAGGAGGAGAUAUGCCGGGUGCUGGGCGCGGACGGCCUCAUCUACCAGGAUGUGGCAGACCUGCUGGACUGCGGGCGAGACCUCAACCCGGAGAUCGCCGACUUUGACGACUCCUGCUUCACGGGCAAGUAUGUGACUGGCGACAUCAACGAGGCGUACCUGCGCAACCUGGAGGAGCAGGGGCGGGGAAAGCGGCGCGGCGGCGCGCGGCCCGGCCGCAAGGCCAGCCUGAUCGGCGGCAACGGCGCCGGCGCCAAGAAGCAGCAGCCCGCCAGCGCAGGCACGGGCACCGACCGCCUGCCGGCCUCCACCUCGGCGUGA